Molecule: messenger RNA, 1575 nt
Organism: Cyphellophora attinorum
Lineage: Eukaryota; Fungi; Ascomycota; Eurotiomycetes; Chaetothyriales; Cyphellophoraceae
Exons: 2
Coding region: 1-1575 (524 amino acids)
Source: RefSeq, a predicted model, not a curated record
AUGUCGAUCGAAGAGCUUCUUGACGCCCUCCCAACCAUGAGCGACGAGCUCGUGGUCGAGGUUUGGCUCCCACAACUGAAGCAGAAGGUCAUUGAGUUGCAAGAGGCCAAUGCUGAUGAGGGUAGCCGUGCUCUUGACGAGCUGAACCAGAAUCUCAACAUCAUUGGUACGCAAGCAGGAACAAUCGCCGGCAUCUACCGCGACGCUGUCGAAUCGGCAGAGAUCAUACGCGAAGAAGAACUUCGCAAUCCCCGUGCUCAGGUCGCCGAACUCCAGCAGCGCAUCGUAGACACAACGACCGAGCGCGACCAGCUGCAGUUUCAGCUUGACACGAUUAAGUACACCACCCAGACGCUGAUGCAAACGAUUCGUCCAGCUGUGGCAUUCUCGCUCAAUGUUCCAGACCAAUUUUCGCCUGUCCAGCGUCAAGCUAUUCGUCAGGUACUCAGAGACUAUCCAGAGAACGAGAAUGGAGCCUCGCAAGUUGGUCCGUCCGUCACGGUUCCGCAACAGCAGUACUUCCAGCAGAUGAGCGACCUGCAGAAAGCCACUGAUGCUGUGACCGAGUUCCAGGGAGUCGCCAAGGAGCAGUCAGGGAUCAUCACCGACCAAGAGAAGCGCAUUGAUGCCAAUGUCAGAGUCAUCGAGUUGUUCAAGGACAAGAUUAAGGCCAAGGAUCACGAGAUUCUGCUGCUCGGUCAGCGCGUCAAGGAACUCAGCGAUAAUGCUGCUCGCUACAACCAGAGCCUUAGGCAAGCCAAGAAUGAUCGCGCAAAACUUGAGAAUCUCGCCAAGGAGUACGCUGACAUGGCCAAAGACAACGAAGAGCAAAUCCAAGCCAAAGAGCACGCUAUCUUCGAGUUGCGCAAGGAGUUCGAGAGUCUGGAGUACAAAUUGACCAUGAGUCAAGCCAAAGUGCGCGAGCUGCAAGAGUCCGGUGAGAAUGGUGCCGUCCAGCGACAGGGUCCUCCUCGUAUGACUGCCAGCGCUAGCACAUUCGCUCUCGGUGUCCAGAACCUCACACGCGUUGCAGCUCCCAGUGGUCGUCCGCAGCAAACCUACCGCAUUGUCGCGCCUCCAGCUACUCUUGCCGCUCCCCAGCAAGCCGAGGUCGCGUCGAUCCAGUCCUCUACCAUGGCUCGUCCUGUAUACAACCGUCGCUUGUCCGAUCCAUUCCGCCUCGCUCCAGCUUUCGACACUCCUCCUAGAGCCGAAGAGGUCCCAGAGGUGCCUAAGCUUCCGGUUGCUGUCUCUCAAGAUCGCAACAAGCCGCUUCCGUCUCCUCCGGCUGUUGUUGCUACUCCAGAUCCAGGUCGCCGUGUUUUGACAAGCAUUACAGAAGCCUCCCAGGAGGACUCUGUAGCCCCAUCAAGCACUACAAGCAGCGAUCGCGAGGCCCUGCGCCGCAGCAUCAUCGCUUUCGACGCGUUGAACAGCCAGCGAAGCCCGGUUGUUGAUGUCAGCCCCUCCCAGGACGCGAUGCUGGUUGAGCGUCGUCGUGCCUUGCGCAAGGUGGCAUCUGAUGAGCUCAGCAUGCAGCAGCUGUAUCAUCACGGGCGUCGUCGACAGAUGUAG